AUCUUCUUCACAUUUAAUUAUCAUAACACAAGUAGUAUAAAGUUUUUUAGCAAGAAAAAAAAAUGGGAUUAAAGUUAUUUAUCCUUUUAACCCUUGCUUUGGCUGUUUUUAUAACUUUAACAUCAGAGGUUGCAGCUAGGGAGUUGGUUGAGAGCUCCACCAAUACUGUGGAAAUUAACAAAUCCGAGAUGGAAAAUGAGGUAAAUGAAGCUAAAUUUCCAGGCGAUGGAUUUGGAGGAGGUUAUGGAGGGUUCAUGGGUGGUGGCUAUGGAGGGUACCCGGGGCGUUGGUAUGGAGGAGGCGGAUAUUGUCGCUUUGGUUGCUGCCGGAGGAAUUUCUAUGGUGAUGGUGGUUGCAUUAGGUGUUGUUAUCCUGGAGAAAGUUGAAGUUAUAAAGUUACUCAAACUAAUUACUGAGUAACAUGGUAUUGUGUGUUUUAGUAGUAAUAUACUUUUGUUGAAUAAAUGGUCAAGGGUCGAACAGAAACAUAUUCUCGAUCUUAUAGUUGUGAGACCAUAGUUGAUAUGUUGUUGUUGUUAGUUUUGUUGAAUAAAUGAUUAAGUGUCGAACAGAAAUAUGUUCUCGAUCUUAUAGUUGUGAGACCAUAGUUGAUAUGUUGUUGUUAGUUUUGUUGAAUAAAUGUAUCGUCCAUUUGCUUAUAUGGUUAAUGAGAAAUAAUAUAAUUAAGCAAUUUAAUAUCUA
Solanum lycopersicum (tomato) is the source of this 702-nucleotide messenger RNA. The record is from RefSeq and is a predicted model, not a curated record. NCBI's taxonomy places the organism in Eukaryota, Viridiplantae, Streptophyta, Magnoliopsida, Solanales, Solanaceae.